Dalotia coriaria is the source of this 768-nucleotide messenger RNA. RefSeq names its product adipocyte plasma membrane-associated protein Hemomucin. The transcript has a single exon. The record is from RefSeq and is a predicted model, not a curated record. Bases 1 to 768 code for a protein of 255 amino acids. NCBI's taxonomy places the organism in Eukaryota, Metazoa, Arthropoda, Insecta, Coleoptera, Staphylinidae.
AUGCAAGCAGAAGCCUCAAAAAAGACUGUGUAUACAGAAGCAGGACCUGCCAAAGUGACAAUUGCCCCAGAACACAAAUCUGUUAUUGUUGAUGAAAAGAGCACAAAUUCGACUAAUUCUACAAGUUCACCAACAGUUGACCCUGCUUUAUUAAGGCACUUUGGCAGGGAAGGUAUGCCAAUUAAUACAAGUGACGUAAAGCCUGUUGUUGAGAGCCCUAAUGACAAUAUUGCCUCAACUGAAGAGCAGAAAGAAAAUAAAAGUAAGCCAAGAAAAGGAGUUUCUAUGAUUGAAACAUCCAGCAGUCCAAACAUUAACAAUUCAUCAGAUUCGGGACCUACAUCUCCACCAGUGAAAUUGAAUGGUACAGACUCAUCCAGUUCACCAUCUACAACAAGUACAACAACGACUACAACCACCACAACUACAACAACAACCACCACAACAACAACAACACCAAAACCUAUUCCUAAAAAACCACUUGUUACAGUGGGUAAUGAUGAUGAGCCAUUUGCUCCCUCACAUUUUGUAUCAUCCAAAAAGAAUACUUCCAAGUCAGUGUCAAAAAUACCCACAUGGGAGAGUUAUGAGUACAACAAGGAGAAGUCAUCUAGUUCUGAUUACAUAGUGCCAAUUGUUGGAGUCAUUUUGUCAGUGCCUUUGGUUUCAGUUCUGUUAAACUUUAUCUAUAAAAGAACCAAAGAGUGGUGGUAUCACAGGCAUUACAGUCGAAUGGAUUUUCUCAUUGAUGGGAUGUAUAAUAACUGA